Molecule: messenger RNA, 2166 nt
Organism: Pseudogymnoascus verrucosus
Lineage: Eukaryota; Fungi; Ascomycota; Leotiomycetes; Thelebolales; Thelebolaceae
Gene: RPT4
Product: 26S proteasome cap subunit component
Exons: 4
Coding region: 856-2028 (390 amino acids)
Biological process (GO): positive regulation of RNA polymerase II transcription preinitiation complex assembly
Cellular component (GO): cytosolic proteasome complex; proteasome regulatory particle, base subcomplex
Molecular function (GO): proteasome-activating activity; ATP hydrolysis activity; ATP binding
Source: RefSeq, a predicted model, not a curated record
CUGAUCACUCUCUCUACUCUCUUUCUACGCAGUAAAUCAACAAUUGAAGCUAUCCAAAAGUCACGAAUAUAGAUCCCGACUCUACGGCUAACUACGCAAUACUCUAUAUGAACUCCCGCAAGGCUACACCACUACUAAAGUAAGAUCUACGAUCCCGAUCCCAUUAACUGCAAUAGUAUUGGGCAGAGUCCUUCCGUCUCUCUCCGCACACAAGGGCAGCACAGUGAGGGGCAACCUCGGGAUUGGAUAAAACAUGGGGAAAGUCGGGAUGACGCCCUGGGGGAUUCCCAGAACCUGAUCUCGUGAGAAGCGCUACUACGGUUACUCGCGGUGAGGCUCCACCGGGCGUCAGUUUGGGGGCUACUCUCCCGCAAUUACACGCACAGUUGCUGGGUUGGUUGACUUUCUAUCUGGUGUUUCUAUCUUGUGAUUCUAUAAAAUGUGUGCACGUGACGUUGGCGACUGAGAAUUUUAGUUGUUGCCUUAGGCAUCAAGCAUUGACGACACUACACGUGACGUAGUCAAUUGCGAAACCUUAUUGCAGCCUCAGGCACCAACCCCAUCACUAAUCCCGAACGGCACUUACCGCAGUCCCUGGAGCUGCGCAACGAGCUAUGUUGCCUUUGGUGAUCAAAGCUCUCCAGCAUCAACGCGCCUUCCAAACCAUCACAACCUAAUUCCUCAACUCCCUCACCCACCACCUCAGAUCAAUCGAUCUACCCUUGCUCUCCCACUUCAGACACCGCCCGCUACUUUCUUAUCAACACCCGGAGGAUAGACAGAGCUCGCUCGUCCACAGGGCCACGCACGCUACACCCAGCCCGCGAACCGCUCUCACCCCGGCCCAACCUCACCAUGUCAGACGAGGCGCGCCAGCACUCCCUCUCCUCCUUCAAGACUAAGCUGCUGGAGUCGAGGGAGUGGGAGGCUAAGCUAAAGGCGCUGCGGUUGGAUAUCAAGGGGUUGCAGAAGGAUUAUGAUCAUACUGAGGAUAACCUGAAGGCAUUACAAAGCGUAGGGCAGAUUAUCGGGGAGGUCCUGAAGCAGUUGGAUGAUGAGAGAUUUAUCGUAAAGGCCUCCUCAGGCCCCCGCUACGUCGUCGGCUGCCGCUCAAAAGUCGACAAGGAGAAGCUCAAGCAAGGCACCCGCGUCGCGCUCGACAUGACAACCCUAACAAUCAUGCGCAUGCUCCCUCGCGAGGUCGACCCGCUCGUCUACAACAUGUCUCUCGAGGACCCCGGACAGGUCAGCUUCGGCGGGAUCGGCGGACUGAACGAGCAGAUCAGGGAGCUGAGAGAGGUCAUCGAGCUACCGCUCAAGAACCCGGAGCUGUUCCUGAGAGUUGGGAUUAAACCCCCGAAGGGCGUGUUGUUAUAUGGGCCGCCGGGGACGGGGAAGACGUUGUUGGCGAGGGCGGUGGCGUCGGGGUUGGAGACGAAUUUCUUGAAGGUCGUCUCCUCCGCCAUCGUCGACAAAUACAUCGGCGAAUCCGCGCGCCUCAUCCGCGAAAUGUUCGGCUACGCCAAAGAGCACGAGCCCUGCAUCAUCUUCAUGGACGAGAUCGACGCCAUCGGCGGGCGCCGCUUCUCCGAGGGCACCUCCGCCGACCGCGAGAUCCAGCGCACGCUCAUGGAACUCCUCAACCAGCUCGACGGCUUCGAUUACCUCGGCAAGACCAAGAUCAUCAUGGCGACGAACCGUCCGGAUACGCUUGACCCGGCCUUGCUGAGAGCGGGGCGCUUGGAUAGGAAGAUUGAGAUCCCGUUGCCGAAUGAGGUGGGGAGGUUGGAGAUUAUGAAGAUUCAUGCCGCGGGGGUGGUGACGGAGGGGGAGAUUGAUUUCGAGAGUGUGGUUAAGAUGAGUGAUGGGUUGAAUGGGGCGGAUUUGAGGAAUGUUGUUACCGAGGCUGGCCUCUUCGCCAUCCGCGACUACCGCGACGCAAUCAACCAAGACGACUUCAACAAAGCCGUCCGCAAGGUCGCGGAAUCAAAGAAGCUGGAGGGCAAGCUCGAGUACCAGAAGCUGUAAUGUAGGCUAGCUACGGGGAGGGUUGAGGUUCGGCUUGGGCUCUAGCGUAUAGAGAGGGGAGGAAAGGAGGGUGAAGCAGGGGCAGUUCACGUUUGUAGGAUGGCGCGCGUGCGGGGCAUUGGUAUUGGCAGGACGGGG